CACGCUGAAUGUAAAUCUGGCCACAAACAACGUCUCACUCUUUCUCUCUAUGGCUAUGAAUCCAGCGUAGUGAUAUCGGCACAGAAACACAGUCGUCUCCGCGGGCUUCUGCGCAGUUUGCAGACACGUUACGAGGGAUUCGUGCUGGAAUAUAAUUUGGGGGUGAAGAACCAAAGGAGAAAGGGCGAAACCCACCUUCAGUCUGCGCUUUUCUUCCCCUUCUCUCUCUCUCUUUCUCUCUCUCUGGAAGCACGGACUUCGGGAAAUGGCUUUUCCGAAAUCCCAGUGACUGCGAUGUCAGCACCUCUCAUCCACCGCGCACAUACUGAAGAAAUACAUCCACCUGAAGGAGAAACGACACGUAUUUUGGGGUCAGGCGUUUUCUCCCUCAAGAGCAGCCUUUCAUUCACGGCGCACUGAAUGCAAGGAACACUCGCCCCUGGCAGCUGAAGAUGACGUUACUAUGGAAACAGUUUUUGCUGCUAUCAAUCAUGGAGUAUCUUGCAGAGUGUCUAGAUUACAAAUCCUUCAACGGUCCAAAAUGGCGCAUGGAGCCCAGCGAUCUAACCGUGGGCUCGCUAGAAGAAGAAGCCACUCUGACCUGUGAUGCUAAGGGCAUUCCUCCACCCCAAUACAGGUGGUCUCUGAACAGCACAUUGAUUAAUCUCCGGACUGAUUCCCGUCGGCGGCUGUCUGGGGGGAAUUUAGUCAUUAGGAGUCUGGACCGGGCCCAGGAUGGAGGAAUAUACCAAUGCACUGCGUUCAACCCACUGGGAGCGGUUCUCAGCAGGAGAGCUAGCCUCCAAUUUGCAUACUUGAAUUUAAAAACCCAAACGAGAAGUGCCGUGUCUGUUCGGGAAGGCCAGGGGGUUGUUUUACUGUGUGGUACGCCUUCUUAUGCAGGAGAUCUCUCAUUUGCAUGGGUCUUUAAUGAGUACCCUUACUUUGUUCAGCAAGACAAUCGGCGCUUUGUCUCUCAGGAGACAGGAAACCUUUACAUUGCCAAAGUGGAGCCGUCGGAUGUGGGUAACUACACGUGUGUGGUGGUAAAUCGCAUCACUAAGAGCAAAGUCCUCAGCUCUCCAACCCCACUGGUGCUACGGACGGAUGGUGUAAUGGGCGAAUACGAGCCAAAAAUAGAGGUUCAUUUCUCUGAGAUGGUUCCGGCUGCAAAGGGAUCUAUUGUGACACUGGAAUGUUUUGCUUUGGGGAACCCAGUACCCCAGAUCACGUGGAGGAGAGCGAAUGGAGUUCCGUUUCCAAGCAAGGUGAAGAUGAAGAACUCAAAUGUGGUUCUCGAGAUUCCCAGUUUCCAGCAGGAGGACGCCGGAGGCUAUGAAUGUGUGGCAGAGAACAAGAUGGGAAAGAACACGGUUCAAGGACGACUGUCUUUCCACGCAAAACCUCAGUGGGUGCAGACCAUGCGAGACAGCGCUUUGUCAAUUGAAGAGAGACUGUUUUGGGAGUGUAAGGCCAAUGGGAAACCCAAACCUUCAUACAGCUGGCUGAAGAAUGGAGAACCACUGGUAGUUGAGGACAGGAUACACAUAGACAACGGAGCCCUGGCCAUCAGCUCGGUGAACCUGUCAGACGGCGGCAUAUAUCAGUGUGUGGCCGAGAACAAACACGGAAUCAUUUACUUUGGCGCUGAACUGGUGGUAUUAGCUUUGCCCCCCGACUUUUCCAGAAGCCCUCUCAGAGCUCUGCUUAAAGCCAAGACAGGCAGCACGGUAUCUAUGGAGUGUAAGCCGCAGGCCUUUCCUACAGCCAUCAGCCUGUGGAGGAAAGACAACGACCCCCUACAUAGCACCGAGAGGAUAGCUCUUCUUCCUGAUGGAACACUAAGAAUCACAAAUGUGACUAAGAUGGACAGGGGGACUUACUCAUGCAUGGCUAAAAACCAGUUUGGUGCAGCCAGUACUACAGGAAGACUGCUGGUUACAGAUCCCACACAAAUCACCCAGGGUCCAGUGGACAUGGAGAUCAUUGUCGGGGAGAGCAUCGUCCUGCCCUGCCAGAUCUCCUGUGACCCUGCUCUGGACGUUUCUUUCUCCUGGGCCUUCAAUGGGCAGCUGCUUAGCAAACUGGACCAACAUUAUGAGCAUGUGGGAGGGGGCACAUCUGGAGAUCUGAUGAUACGAAACAUACAGCUGAAACAUGCCGGAAAAUAUGUGUGUGUGGUCGACACAGAUGUCGAGAGUUUGUCGGCUGCAGCCAUUUUAAUUGUGAAAGGUCCCCCGGGAGCCCCAGAUGGCGUAACGGUGGAAGAGAUCACGGACAGCACAGCUCAGCUUUCAUGGAGACCCAGCCAGGAUAACGGAAGCCCCAUCACGAGCUAUAUCAUCCAGGCCAAGACGGCUUUCACUGUGGGCUGGCAGGCGGUGAACACGGUCCCGGAGGUGAUUGACGGGAACACUCGGACAGCGACCGUGGUGGAUCUGAACGCGUGGGUGGAAUUUGAGUUCCGAGUGUUGGCCAGAAACAGCGUCGGCGUGGGAGAGCCAAGUCCGGCUUCUCUUAAGACGAGGACGGAAGAUGCAGUUCCCGACACGGCACCCGCUGAUGUCGGAGGUGGGGGCGGCUCCAAGUCAGAGUUGGUGAUAACAUGGGAGCCUGUACCUGAAGAACUUCAAAACGGAGACGGUUUCGGCUACAUCAUUGCUUUCCGGCCACUUGGGGAGGUCAACUGGACACACGCCGUCAUCUCAGCCCCGGCACAGUCUCGCUACUUGUAUCGGAAUGAGAGCAUUUCACCUUUCUCUCCAUUUAAUGUGAAAGUGGGUGCCUACAACACCAAAGGCCAGGGACCGUUCAGCCCUGUUACCAUCGUAUUCUCAGCUGAGAAUGAGCCCAGUGGUGUUCCUGCUGGAGUGUGGGCCCGAAGCAUUUCUGCCACAGAAAUUGAAGUGAUGUGGCACAUUCUCACCUCUUCCCCAGAAAGAGUGUUGGGCUACGAGGUGGUGUACUGGGAGGAUGAUACAAAACCAGAGACCAUGGGCAAAGUCAGAGUGUCUGCCAAUCAGAACAAGGUUAACAUCAGUGGCCUGAGAGGAUACACGCAGUAUUUUCUGACAUUGAGUGCUUUCAACACAGCGGGCACUGGCCCUAUCUCACCCACCAUCAACGUGACCACCAAAAAGUCCCCACCCGGGCAGUCACCUUUGAACGUGGAGUGGAACCUGAUUGGCUCUAAGCUCACUGUUCAUUGGGAAGCCGUCAUUUCACUGGAAAUGGAGUCAGAGGUUACUGGGUAUCAGGUGUCUUACAGAAGGAACCGGCAUAAAGAAAUUAACACCAUAUCAACAAACCUGACCUCGGUGGAGCUCACCUUACCUGCAGAUGAUGAUUACAUCAUUCAGAUCAAAGCGCUGAGCGACGGGGGAGAGGGAACCCCCACUGAACCCAUCAACAUCCAUAAGCUCAGUAUGAGCGUGCGAGGUUCCAGAGCCUGGCGAGCCAAUACAAUCCCCAUCUCCCUGCUUUCCAUUAUCGCAUUAUCGACAGUGAGACCGGCUUUGUGUUAACAGUCUGAAGAAUUGAACAUCUCUCGACCGGUUUGAUUGCCCGUACUCUUCCUCGCUGUGGAAUGAUUGGAGAGAGGCACGGAAACACUUCUGAGGCAAGAUUAUUGAUCCAUCUCUCCAUAAUUAUCUGAGCCGAUGUCUGGCGAUCCACUUGAGGAGCGUGACAGGAAAACAACGGCGUCACUGCGGUGGGGUUUCGUGCGCAUGUACAGUGUACCGUCGUCUCCUUGCGAGCCGUCCGAGAGGUUUUUCAUAAGGAGGGAUGACUCAUGGUACUGCAAUGAGAUGUCAUCUCCGCGGCCCCUCAAAACAAAUGCCUUAUUUCCAUGUACAUGCCAAAGUAGUUAGGAUCCUUUUAAAGCUUUUUGUCGUUUUGAUAUUUUCACAUCCUUAAUAACAUUCGCUUUUGCUUACUACUUAAUUUACUUGUACGAGAGUCUAUGUGCCUUAUCGAGGUUUUAGGCUGGUCUUUUUUUGCUUCAGGCCCCACGUUGCAGCUACAAGCCUACGAGUACUCGUGAAUGUGACGAGGGUACGCAUUAUGGAGAUGGCGUGUUUUGGUUUAUGCUUUGCACAACUGUGUUAACAGCAGGAGACUUGAAAUGGUUAUUCUUGGAAUCUCAAUGUGCAUAAAUAUGUAUAACACAUCACUGGAAUGUACAGCCCUGGCGUCUGUUAUUGGUGGAUUAUGAGGCAUGAAUGAAUAACACGAGGGAAUACAUUAGACUGUUAAGUCAAUAGAACAUGCUUAAAGCCGCCUUAGUUGGAAUGGGCCUUGGAGAGCAUCAUAGCAGCUUUUAUGUGGCUUUUAGUAACAGAUCUACACCUGUAAAACCUACAGGCAGUUCUAAGGCUUUAGAUUAGAAGGAGAAUAUGGCCGGUUUUAUGGUGCAAAAUGCAGUUUUUGCUUAGGGAGGGUUGGAAAGGUGUCCAGGUAUUACAGUAUUGUGGACCGUUUCACAGUUAUUUCAGUUACUUUGACUGCAAAACGUAUCAAGGACCCACGAUUAUGAUCAGAAAAGUGGCUUUACUGGGAUUUUAUUUCUUAAUAUUUUCCUUUUUUUACCUGUACUAUUAUUUAACAUAAAUCUAUUAUAUAUUCUAAAAAUCUCAGUGUUUUUAGUCAUGCUUCAGUAAAGUGAUCAUUUCAGGACAUAGGGUUUAUUUUACUUGUCUGUACACGCCGCUGUUAACAACAUCUAUUACACGACACUCUAUAUGUACGCUAAGGCAUAAACCCAAAAAUGCAUUUUUGAUUCAUUUUAAGGGCAUUCUCUCCAACAGUGCAUUGAAUAUGAGUUUCUGUUAUAUUCUUUGCCCUUGGGUUAUCUGCAGUAUUACAACCGAGCGAGCACAGGCGUAGAUAUACAAGUGAGCACUCUCUAAACCACAGUUCCACCUGCUGCUGCUGUUUCAAUACGCAAGAGUGUUGUAUAGAAGUCUGCGGUAUAGAUAAAAGUGCAUCCCCACUUUUUAUGCGUUUUCAAAGGAAGCCUAGCACCAGAAGUUGAAUACGUGAUUAAUCUUAAACCUGAAAUGCUGAAGGUUUGCUAAAAGCUUUUUUUUAUAUUUUGCUGUGUAUUAUAAGAGUUUUUAGCAAACAUUAGUCAAGAGAUGGACUUCAGUAAGAAUUAAUGAAUGAGAAAAGAAAGUAAGAAAGUAAUGAAUCGCGACUGCUGAUUUCAGUGUUCAGUUGCAUGUGUUGUCUGCAUUAUUUUGCUGUAGUUCGCAGAAAUAUGCUUUUUUUUUUUUUUAAUUGUCAAUCAUUUAAUCAUUUGGUAAAUAACCAAUGCCAUCAUCUAUCGAAAAUAUAAGCGUACAUCUCAAAGCGGGCAGUAAUAGCGUAACGUGAAUUGCGUUUUACGUUUUAAAAUACUUUUUUGACUAAAGCACAUUCGAGAACAAACUAAAUUUGGAAAUAUUUUUACUGAGAUGUUAGUUACAUUAUUAUUUACAUAUAUGCAUUUGGCAGACAUUACAUUGCAUUAUCCUAUACAUUUAUUUCUUAGUAUGUUCAAUCCCCUGGAGUCGAACCCACGACCUUGGUGUUGUUGGCGCCAUCCUCUUAUCACUGAGCUACAGGAAAGAUGUCACAUGCGCAAACGUUUAGUGAACUCACUCUGAGAGUUUAUUUGUUGUAUUUGUUAAACGAAUAGCUGCGCAUUCUGGACUGCGGCUCGGAUUCUAGGCCAUUUACCAGAUGCUCCGCAGGGUCUUUAUCAGCUGAAUCGGAUGUGUGUAGGAAACUUUGGAGCGAAAAUCUGCUUACCUAGUCGCAUUCAAAAGUGGAGAAUUGCUUUAAGAACAGGCGCUGUAUUUGUACAGAGCACAGUACCAGUAAUUAAUUAUAAUAGUUGUCACAACACUACAAAAACACACAGCCUUACUUUGCUGCCUAAAGAAAAUAAAUACAAACAUGAAAAUGGAGGAUAUUCCAAAAUGAGAAUGGAGGGAAAAAAUCUGAUAGCGUCAUAACAGACGUCUCUUUUUAGUCAUUUUGUGAUGAAUGAUUCGACUGAUCCAUGAUGUAGAAACCAUUAAACCGGCCUAAUAAAUGAAAGCUGACCCUAAAGGGUCUUUUGACCAAAUCUGAAAGGGAAUAAUGGGACACCGUAGAGAAGAUGAACAGCAUGCAGAACUAUAUGCAGACACGUUUUUUUUCUUGUUUCUUUUCACGACAGACUUUUUUCUGUCUUAUUCAGAUUGGAGACGUGAGGUACACCUAAAAGGCUGCUGCGCAUUUGUAAGACGCUCCCUUACGCACAUUAGAGAGGACACUAGGGCUUUGUUCAAGGCCUCUCGCACAUUUGGCCUUGGUUUUGAAUCGUAAGGUCAGAUGUAAAAAAGCAUCAAGUGAAGGUAAAUGAAAACAGGCACUCGUCAGGCCUCUUUCAGCGAGAAAAGUCGCACCAUCCCCAUAGACUUGCCGUACAAUAUAGAUGUCACGUCAAACUCUGUUGAAGCUCUCGGAUGCUUUGUGUUCAGGAUGAAGGCUGCUGCAUGAUUUUGAUUUAACCUUUGAUAAUGGCUGCUGACAUUUAGGUGCCUGUUGGGACUUGUGUAUUUCAUACUUGAUCGUCGGCACAUUUUUGUGGAUAUUCAUAUUUUCUCUAGAGAUGCUUCAGAGUCCUUCAUCUGAGAUCCCUAAGUGCUUAUUAUAAAUGUAAAAAAUAGAUUUAAACUCAUUGGUUUAUGUGAUCGCUUUGAAGAAAAAAAGUAUGAAAAAAGUGUAUUUUGUAAGUAUUGUUUGGAUGUUUGAGUUUAAUGACAUCGACAUUGUAAUGGCUUUUUGUUUGGCUAAAAGGUCAAGUGUUGUGCAAACAAAAGAUUAUGUCAAAAGUAAAGAACGUUUAUGGCUACGCCUGUCAGAAAUCGAUUUGCAGAAAGAUAAAAUAGUUAAUUUUGUUUUUUUUAUCGUUUUUGUUCAAAUAAUGAAGAUGAAGCCUAGCUUGUGUUUAAGUGUGUUGGAUUAAAGAAUCACAUUCAUACGUUGAUUAUGUGUAAAAACAUUUGACCUUAUGUUUUGAUAUUUCCGUAUUAAUACAUCGCGUUUCAUCUCUGUGAGAUGAUGUACUUGAUCAGAAUACUGUUUUCAUAUUGGAAAGAAUUCGACUCACUGUGUAUAUUAAGCUGUGCAUGUUUGAUUGUUUAAUGUGUGUACUUUUUCUAAAGCAAAAUUUAAUAAAAUUACCUAUUGGAGAUUUA
This is a messenger RNA of Triplophysa dalaica, 7229 nucleotides long. RefSeq names its product contactin 3a, tandem duplicate 2 (gene cntn3a.2). The coding region runs from base 453 to 3524 and encodes 1023 amino acids. The transcript has 23 exons. Lineage: Eukaryota; Metazoa; Chordata; Actinopteri; Cypriniformes; Nemacheilidae. Gene Ontology annotation, molecular function: protein binding. The record is from RefSeq and is a predicted model, not a curated record.